UUGCGGCAUGACUCAGCAUUUGUCUGUCCGUGUCACAUUGCCGCAGCACGUGGUGGUGAGAGGAGCGGCUUUGUUCUUGUGAGGAGACUGAGGAGGUUGGGGGAGGAGGAGGCCAGGCCUGGGCCAGGACUGAGCAAAGACUGAAAGGGCACUGAGCGAGGGCUGUGGGGAUUGAGUUGUGGCUGCAGACUCCCCGGGCCCCGGGCGGAAGUAGCAGCGGCGAAGCCGUCGCUCUACUUCCUAGGCCGCAGCAGCCAUGGCGGUGGAAUUUGGCGACCACGCCAGUGGCUUUCGCCACAAUGAGGUGGUCCGGUUCAUUAAUAAUGAAGUUCUCAUGAACGGUGGUGGCCCGGAGUUCUACAUGGCCUUUCGCUCUCGUCCCUGGAACGAGGUGGAGGACCGGCUUCGCUCUGUGGUGGUGGACCCGCAGGUGCCUCGGGCCCUCAAGAGGGCGUGCACUUGGAGCGCCCUGGCCCUGGGCGUGCGAGUGGUGGCCAGGCAGCGGGAGCAGCAGGGGCGUCGGGUCCGUAGGCUGCAGGAUCAGGUGGAGGAGCGCGAGGCGGCUUGCUGGGCGCUGGCUUCCGAGUUGCAGCGGCUGCGUGAGGAGCGCGAUGAUGCUACCACUCAGCUGCGCUUCACUCAGGUUGCCUUGCAGCAGGCGAUGGAUGAGCGUGAAGUGCUACGUGGGAGACUACUUCAGGCUGAGAGGUCAGCAAUGGCAGAUCCAUUGCCCCCAAAGGUUGUACCUGUUAUGGCAGCCCAACAGCAUGGUGUUGUAGCAUGGUCCCUGGAGGGAGAAGAGCAGGCAGAGGUGGUGGCAGCUGGAACCCAGGGCAUGCCACAUGUAGAGGCCCAGAUGCCAGCCCCAGCACCUUUGCUUUAUGUGCCAGGACACCCAUGUCCUUGGUCCCAGGCAAUGCAACCACAUGUGCAAAUGCCAGUGCCCCAUCCAAUGCCAAUCCCAGUGGGAUUCCCAUACUCAACACCUCUACAAGCCCCUGUAGUAAUGGAAUCAGAAUUGGCAGGAGCAACAGCCACAACAGUGGCAGCAGUUGCAUCCCAGGUGCCUCCUGCAGUGACCUAUCCACCCAGCUUAUGGGCUCCAGUGGGGUGCCAGGAGGGAAUGGCUCCUCAAUGUGUCCAGAGUUGCCUCAGCUGCCAGGGCCAGGAUGAAUAUCCUGAGAACCUCCCAGGCAGAUGCAACCUGGGAGAUCUAACAAGCCCCAAGCAAAAAGAAGGUCCUGAGGGUUCCCAGGGAAUGACUUCUCUGGGGGAAAGCAUAAGCCAAAGCCGGGAGGGUCAGGAGAGGCCCCAGGGGGAAGACCCCACAGGGGAGAGCAUUAGCCUUACCCAGAAAGAGGGUAAGGAGAGGCCCCAGGGGACAGACCCCCUGGAGGAAAGCAGCAGCCACAUCCAGAAGGAAGAUACAGCAAUGCCCCAGGGGACUGCUCCCCUUGUGGCUAAUGGGAGCCUGGAGCAACAGAAAGCUCCAGAGAGACCCCAGGCAACCCCCCUGGGUAGCAUUAAGAGUCAGGGUAUGAAAAAAAGCCCAAAGAAACAGCAGUCUCAGGUUCAGAAGGCCAAGCAACCCCAAGGGAAAAAAACCUUGGAAUCCCAGCAACUGGAGAAGUCUGCCUCAUGCUCCAGUCAAGUGAAUUGGAUCUGCUCAUGGUGUAAAGCUGUGAAUCUUCCCUGGCGUCUAGCCUGCUAUAAAUGCAAGAGAGCCUACAUGCCAGUUGAGAGUGGAGGUGAUGACCCAGGAAAAUCUCACUAAUUUUAGAAAGGUGAGGCCGUUUUUGUAUCUCAGCCCCACGGAAGUUGUUACUGCAGAAGAUGAACCUGUCCCGUUAAAAGAUCUUCCCAGAGCUUGAAAGAAUACCUCAAUUUUGAUUGAUGCACACUUCAUUGAGACCCCACCUUCCCACUGCCUGGAGCCAAGAAGAAAUGGAUCCAAGAAGAGAGAAAAGGAAGAAGAGAUGCUUUGGCACUUAUUAGUGGGACAAUGAAGAACAAAAUAGUUAUGUUAGAAUUUAAUUUCUUCAAGGGAUUAACUUGAAACUGUUGAGGGUUUGUAUUGUUAAAUUCUACAUAUGAUAGAAAACUUGUUUAAUUUAACUCAUUAUUGAAUGCUUUGUGCUUCUUAGGAAUUGGAACGAUACAAUAUUAUCUCUUGUAUACAUCAUAAUUUUUUUUUUUUUGGUGAGUUUGGUUUGAUGAUAGGAAAGAACAUAACUCCCACAUUAGACUAGGAGUGUUUUCUUUGCCUUGCAUGUAAUAUAAACUUGGAUAAAACCAAUUUAAAUAUCAUUCAUAUCCAUUUCUGUAUUUCUGGGAGGCAACUUGAAAAAAAAAAAUUUCAUGAAAGGACUUGAGUGACCAAACUGCACAUCUCAUUGGUCCCAAGUGAGACAAAUGAGCAACGGCAAAAAUCAGGAAAAUGUCCUGGUAAAAUCACAGGCAUGGCUUUUCUUAUCCUCUGCCUGUUUCAUUUCUUGAGUCAUACCUAUUUUUCUGGCUGACCUACAACCUGUCUAAAAGAUCACUGGGUUAUAUUCAAAAAAGUGUUGUUUUGGUGGGGAGAAGGGAGAGUGUUCAUUACAUAACCAAGCCCUCAACCCCAGGCUGUCCCUAUCCCAAAUCCCUUUCCAUUCAAGAGUGUAUGUAUGGUGCAUGCCUGUAAUCCCAGUGACUCAGGAUUCUGAGGCAGAAGGAUCACGAGUUCAAAGCCAGCCUCAGCAAUUUAGUGAGGUCCUAAGCAAGUCAGUGAGACCCU
Messenger RNA from Ictidomys tridecemlineatus (thirteen-lined ground squirrel), 2773 nucleotides. Lineage: Eukaryota; Metazoa; Chordata; Mammalia; Rodentia; Sciuridae. The record is from RefSeq and is a predicted model, not a curated record.